This is a messenger RNA of Homalodisca vitripennis (glassy-winged sharpshooter), 2999 nucleotides long. Its product is annotated as UDP-glycosyltransferase UGT5-like. Lineage: Eukaryota; Metazoa; Arthropoda; Insecta; Hemiptera; Cicadellidae. The transcript has 5 exons. Bases 1446 to 2990 code for a protein of 514 amino acids. Gene Ontology annotation, molecular function: UDP-glycosyltransferase activity. The record is from RefSeq and is a predicted model, not a curated record.
UAUAUAUAUACUGUUUUGAAUUACAUAUUUCAUAUUGAACACAAAUGCUAAUAUAGCCUAUAAAAACAGAUAAACCAGUGUUCAUGUAGUAAUAUUCGGAUUCCCAGAACCAUUCAUCAGAAACACACUGAUUAAAUAAACAGAACCUAAACCAAGAAUUAAAAUCAUAACAAAAUAAAAAAUAUAUGUAUUUAAGGGGAUAAAACGUGUUAGCUUGAAAAUCAAGCAAUUCCUGAAAACCCAUCAACUUCAAGAUUUAUCAUAUCAACUUGAACAUAUAAAUACACUCCUAUUCAGUACUCUCGUUUAGCAUAUCACGUUUUUUGACAUGAUUCCUUUCAUUUUGACGGUGAUUAUAGAUGUUGUGGAUUUAAAAACAAAUGCGUAGUUUGGUUUAUAAAUACGUGAUAUAUUUUUAAGUGAAUAUGAACGUAUUGGUGGUGAAAAAGUUGUAUUAUUAUUUAAUUUAUAAUUAAUAUUCUAAUUUACUGAUAUCGGACUAUACAAUUACUGUCAUAAAAAGUGCUUAAGCAACUAUUAAUCCCAUAACAUUACAAAUUUAUACACUCUUUAUGUGUAUACAAUUCACUCGUAAAGUUUUUAAUAUGAUAAAAUCUACAUGUCAACAUGUCUAGUUACUUUUAGGUAUGUGUCCAUACAAUAAUCGUUAUUUUCAGUUUAGUUGCCAGUAGUUUUGAAAUUUGGCCUUUAUUAUAGAAUCUUACAGGAUGUUAGAUGUUUUAUUAAGCUUUUUAAAAAUGAAAACGUGCUUUAUUAGCAUUUAAAUUACUUAAAUAAGAUAAGGAAGUUUCAUGUUUCAGAAACAGUUAAACGUAAUGGCUCUGUAUGUUGGUUGACUUCCUUUUACAUAUUUUAUCCUUAUUGCAUCCUUUAUUAAUUAGACAAAAGAUUCUUUUAAGGACCUUGUUGGGUGCAAAUGUUACUACAUUUUAAAUACAAAUUUUUCAUUUAUAUUUAUAUACAUUUGAGGGCUCUGCCGUAACAAACUCUUAUAAUUUUACUACACAGUUUACAAAUAUCGUAAAAAAAAGAAAAAGCUAUUUUAGAACCCUCCCUGGAAGAGUUUCUACGUUAUCUAGUAUUUUUAAAAGUGUUAUUACUGGAUUAUUUUCAAAAAAAUCACAACUGGGAAUAAAAUUGUGAUUGAAGGCGAAUGCCCAUGAAUAAAAGCACCCAGAGUUACAAUUAUUACUUUGGGGUGAACAUAGUAACAUUCUAUGGUAAUAAAAUCGUAUUUGUAUACGAUAGUGUAUCUGCUUUACACAGCGUUCAUUUGUUUUAAAUGCGCUUAUCUUAAGUUAUCAACAGACCCGUGAUGUCAAACUGAAUAGCUUGUCAUAUUUCACUCUCAAAGAUCCUUCAGUCUGGUUAGAAUAAGUAACGAGGAGAGUGGUUAUUACUUGACCUAUUUUUAUCUACUUGCGAUGUACAUUGGAGUAAUACUACUGCCAUUUUUUACUGUGUGUGAUGGUGCACGAAUUCUGGCACUUGUACCGUUUCCAUCAAAAAGUCAUUGGAUUGUGAUAGAGCCGCUGUUCCAAGAGUUAGCAGCCAGAGGGCACCAGGUCACUGUGUUCUCUUCGUUUCCACAGAAGAAACCUCUGCCGAACUAUAAUGAUGUAGACUGCUCUGCUACUGUACCACCCGGCAUAAGUGCAAUCUCUAUUGACCAAAUCAGACAGGUCAUGCCAACUCCGUGGGAAACAGUACAUUUUAUGAAAGAAAUACACGAAGAUUGCUGCAAAAUUCUUGGAGAAUCCAAAGUUCAGCAUCUGUGGAAGUCAAAAGAGCAAUACGAUCUUUUGAUUACCGAAUUGUUUGCAAGUGAUUGUUUUACUUACGUAGCUCAUAAACUAAAGAUUCCACUGAUUUCUUACACUACCAGCAUGGCCGUUCCUUGGGGUGCAGAGAGGGUUGGGUUACCUGACAACCCCUCUUAUAUUCCUAACUAUCUCGUACACUUUAGUCCACAAAUGACUUUGUGGCAAAAAGUAUAUAAUAUUGCUAUUCUCGUGUAUGCAAAAUUCUGGCACCUCUGUGUAUACGAUAAACAUACUCAAACUCUUGUAGAGAAUUUUUUCGGGGAAACUUUGCCACCUCUACGUGAAGUUUUAGAGAACACUUCUCUGAUUUUUGUCAACAGUUAUCAUACCCUCGCUCAGAGUCGACCUUUUCCUCCCGGUGUCGUUGAAAUUGGAGGGAUUCAUAUAAAAGAAAGUAAACCUCUCACAAAGGACAUGCAACAAAUUUUAGACAACUCCAUGAAUGGUGUAAUAAUAAUGAGCUUUGGAUCAAUGGUCCGCAUGUCUGCUUUACCGAAAGCAAUAACGCAAAUGUUCAUGAACGUGUUUUCAAAUAUUUCUGAAACCGUUAUUUUAAAAUACGAAGAGCCUCUGUCAGAGGCGCCGCCUAAUGUUAUUAUACGGGAAUGGCUGCCACAGCGAGAUAUGAUGGAGCACAAAAAUGUCAUAGCUGUUAUUAGCCAUGGAGGCUUGGGGAGUUUAACGGAAACUGUUUAUGUUGGUAAACCAAUGAUUGGAAUUCCCUUAUUUGCUGAUCAGUAUGUCAAUAUCGAAAAUAUCGUCAGAAGAGGUGCUGGAAUACAGCUGGACUACGACGAUUUGUCCGAGGAGAAGAUUAGAGUAGCAGUGAAUGAGAUAGUGCACAAUCCAAAGUACAAAGAUAACAUGAGAGAGUUAUCGCGCCAGUUCCGAGACCGGCCGAUGACACCGCUGCAGACUGCAGUGUACUGGACAGAGUACGUCAUCAGACACCAGGGGGCACCACACUUGCAGCCAGCCUCUGUCAGUAUGCCGCUCUAUCAGUACUUGCUGCUUGACGUCAUCGUUGUUCUUGCCGUUCUAUUGGCCUCUGUGUUUCUCGUAUUGUACUGGCUAAUAAGAUUUACCUUUUAUAUAAGAACACCAAUAGCGUCUAAGAAAACUGUAAAUGUAAAGAAAUAUAAUUGAUGAAAAUCA